Molecule: messenger RNA, 498 nt
Organism: Peronospora farinosa
Lineage: Eukaryota; Oomycota; Peronosporomycetes; Peronosporales; Peronosporaceae
Source: the annotation of a GenBank genome assembly
AUGGCUGGCCGACCGUAUCAGCGCGUGGCGCCUUCUGCGCAUCACCACGAGAGCGAUGGCAAUGACAGUGAUAGUGACAGCGAGCAGCAGCAAUGCGAUAGUCGGUCGCAGCGACCAACGCUGUGGAAAAUGCGACUUAACGCUUGUCUGUGGAUGGCGGUCGCAGGACUCGUAGCUUACGGGACCAAUUUCUUCCGCGUCGUUUACACGGACUUGCGCGUCAAACGUGGGUUCUUUCAGGUAGCGCUGAUCUGCACGGGAGUCACCAUCUGCAUCAUAGCGUAUCUGGUUAUCUACUUGCCUUGUAUUAAACGCAUCCAGCUCAAGAGGAGCAUCUACUGCCCUAAAAUAAUCUCUGCGGCGACCAUCAUGGAAUCAGUGGCCGCGUCAUGCUACAUCUGCGCCUUGUGGCCGGUCUGGGGGCUGCUCACGCCAGGGCUGCUGGGGCUACUGCUCAUCGGAGCGCUCAUGACGACACACUUCCUACCGUCCAUUUAG